This is a messenger RNA of Trichoderma citrinoviride, 1080 nucleotides long. RefSeq lists its product as hypothetical. The coding region runs from base 1 to 1080 and encodes 359 amino acids. NCBI's taxonomy places the organism in Eukaryota, Fungi, Ascomycota, Sordariomycetes, Hypocreales, Hypocreaceae. The transcript is spliced from 4 exons. The record is from RefSeq and is a predicted model, not a curated record.
AUGGCUUCGACGUCGGAUAUUCAACUGGCCUCUGUGGCUGCUGGGUUUACCCUCGGGUUUGGGUUCUUGACAGUCUGGAAAGCGAUCCAACAUACCGUGAGAAACCGAAGACCAUGGAAGAGCCUGUACAUCUACAUGAUUUGGGGAGAAAUCGCGGCCAACCUGAGCAUCGGCAUUAUCGGAUGGGUGUUUCUCGACGGCAUAAUAGGACCCUCGCUACCCGUUCUAUUCUUCUUCUUGUUCUUAUGGGUAUUCGAAAUCCAGCUUCUCAUGCAAAUUAUCGUCAACCGAAUUGCGAUCAUUGCCGAGAAUGAAAAUACAGUAUGGAGGUUGAAAUGGGGAACUGCAGCCAUUAUUACCUGCAUCAACAUUGCAGUCUUCUGCAUCUGGAUCCCGGCCCAUACCGCACCCCCAGCCAGCGAACUCUAUGUUCGUAUCAACGAGAUCUGGGAUCGCAUUUCCAAGAUUCUCAUCUUAUUUGUCGACGCCGGCCUCAACUACUACUUUCUACGCACGGUCAAGCAGCGCCUCGUCCUGCAGCACGGACUGAGCAAGUAUGCUCCUCUCGUCAGCUUCAACGCCAAGCUCAUGAUAGUAUCUAUCUUGAUGGAUGCAAUGCUCAUCGGUCUCAUGUCCCUGCCAAAUCAAGUCGUCUAUAUCCAGUUUCAUCCUGUCACCUACAUGGUCAAGUUGAACAUUGAGAUGGAAAUGGCGGAACUCAUUACCAAGCUGGCGAAGGGAGAGAAUUCCGACAUGAAACUACCAUCUACGUCUGGCCACCGGACGCAAGCCAAUGAAGAAGAAGAAGAAGAGCGAAGUCAGGUUCCUCACCAUUACAGGAUGCAGUCUAUUCACAGAAGCAAGCCCUCUGCCGAAGAUUCUUCGUCCAUCGAAGACGACAUGGGCCAGUUUGACGAUUCAAAGGCUGCCAGUACUCGCGGCAUUUUGGAUGGAGGUAUCCAAGUGGAAACGGUCAUAUCUUCGCGGACAUCCCGCAAUUCGAGGAUUGCUAACGGUGGAGGAAUGGGUAUGAAUCGAGGCUCAGAUGAUGAGCUGCCUCUGUCGUAUCCUGUGAGGUGA